AUGGCGUCCCCUCGCAAUUACGAUCGUCUCGUGGAGUCUUUCCUGCACAAGCGCCGCAUAGCGCUCGUGCGCAGCUUCGGCGAACUGGGCCUCAGAAACAUUCUGCGUCUCCAGGCGGAGCUGCACGCCGCCGAAGAGCGAUACAAACAGGCCCUGUCUGCACAUGCAGCGACUAGCGCCUCGCAAACCCCUCAGCCAGCAACAUCGUCGGAGACCACUCCGGAUCUCCAGCAGUUGGCCGACGAGGCCGACAGGAAGCUCAGAGAGUUUUACACGUUUGUGCUGAAAUACGCGCAAAUCAAUAACCUCGCCGAACCGGACGAAGUCGAUCUCGACACCCUGGAGGUAGUCCUCAAAGUCUUUGCUGAUAUAGGCAUCAUGGACGACACGCCGUGGAAGAGAGGUCUCCAGGAAGACCUCGUCGCGCUGUUCAGCCGGAGUUAUCGAAAGCGAGAUCGCGUCACCACGUGGAUUACGAAACGGCUCAGUCGGUGGAAAGAUAGUGGUUGUUUUCGGAGAUUUGCCAAGUUCCUCCCCGGCUUCACCGUCGAUGAUGACGAAGAUGAUAAUGAAAGACUGCCCGACGGGCAGUACUUCCUCCGCUUCCACAGCCAAAAGCUCUCGUCUUGGGUGACCGUCGCCCUGGUGGUCAUCGCGACCGCGCUCAACGACGUCUCCAUGUUCGCCCUCUACACGGUCCACAGCAUCCCCGUCCGCUUCGUUGUCAUCUGGGUGUUUACGCUCGUCUUUGCGGCUGCCAUGAUGGCGCUGACUGCGUCGGACUCCAUUAGUAUGUUUACGGCCACGGCGGCGUACUCUGCUGUCCUGGUGGUGUUUGUGGGAGGGACUACCACGUAG
This is a messenger RNA of Rasamsonia emersonii CBS 393.64, 858 nucleotides long. RefSeq lists its product as uncharacterized. NCBI's taxonomy places the organism in Eukaryota, Fungi, Ascomycota, Eurotiomycetes, Eurotiales, Trichocomaceae. The transcript has 3 exons. The record is from RefSeq and is a predicted model, not a curated record. The coding region runs from base 1 to 858 and encodes 285 amino acids.